ACUUUACAAAGGUGUCUUGGACUUGGUGCUGAGGCUGGGGUUUUGGGAAUCCUUUUCAAUACACUUUACUGCCAGGAUGCCAGGAUGCCAGGAUGGUUUCUUUCACAUGGGCCUUUAGGCAUUGGAAAAGAAGACAACUUCAUGGUCCGGGAGGUGGCGCAGUGGAUAAAGCAUUGGAUUGUCAACCAUGAGGUCCUGAGUUCGGUCCUCGGUGCACAUGUACCAGAGUGAUGUCUGGUUCUUUCUCUCCUCCUAUCUUUCUCAUGAAUAAAUAAAUAAAUUAUAAAAAAUAAAAACAAGGGCAAAAAAAGGAAAUAAAUAAAUAAAUAAGGUAUAAUUAAAAAAAAAAAAAAAGACAACUUCGCUGGUCAACUAACAAGAAGAGAGGCGAUUCUGAUAGCGCUGCUCCCCAGCCCACCUGCACCCGCCUCUGGGCAGCAGCCCCUCCCCCGAGGCGUGGCCCUUGGGAGUAGAGGGAGUUGGGGGCCAACCGGCUCCUUCCUGCUUUUCCUCCCACCCUGGCUCCCGCCAGCGGGGCUCCCUCCGGGACAGCAGCUUCUGAAAGCGCUUCAUUGUGUGCGCUUCGCUCUGGCCAGGCUGCCGGGAGCUGGCGCGGGCGGGCGGCUGCAGGUUCCCGCGCCUUGGGACCCCAGAUGCUUCCAAUAUCUUGACAUCCGCUGACCUGCGCGCAUUCCCCUUAGAUCCCUCUUCCCAGUGUCAUUGAGUGUCCUUUUAAAUAGCUGUGGGAUCCUAAGGAACAGAUCGAGCCGGGUGGACUCUGCCAGUGAAGAAACACAGCCAGCUGUGGAGUGGAACUUGGAAGAGACUGCGACCAGUGGCCUCCAGGUCAGGGACGCCCAGCUCUGGGGCGUCCAUCCAGCACCAUGUGGCUGCCCCGCGUGUCCAGCACCGCAGUGACCGCGCUCCUGCUGGCGCAGACUUGCCUCCUGCUGUUCCUGGUAUCGCGGCCCCGGGUCCCUGCGCCGAUGGGCGGUGAGGAGCGUGUGCACGUGCUGGUGCUGUCGUCGUGGCGCUCGGGCUCGUCCUUCGUGGGCCAGCUGUUCAGCCAGCACCCUGACGUCUUCUACUUGAUGGAGCCCGCAUGGCACGUGUGGGCCGCCCUGUCGCAGGGCAGCGCGCCCGCGCUGCACAUGGCUGUGCGCGACCUGGUGCGCUCUGUCUUCCUGUGCGACAUGGAUGUGUUCGACGCCUACCUGCCGUGGCGGCGCAACCUGUCGGACCUGUUCCAGUGGGCGGUGAGCCGGGCGCUGUGCUCGCCACCUGCCUGCAGCGCCUUCCCGCGGGGCGAGCUGAGUAGCGAGGCGGUGUGCAAGCCGCUGUGCGCGCGCAGGCCCUUCGCGCUGGUGCAGGAGACGUGUCGCUCCUACAGCCACGUGGUGCUCAAGGAGGUGCGCUUCUUCAACCUGCAGGUGCUCUACCCACUGCUCAGCGAUCCAGCGCUCAACCUGCGCAUCGUGCACCUGGUGCGCGACCCCCGGGCUGUGCUUCGCUCGCGUGAGCAGACGGCCAAGGCGCUGGCCCGGGACAAUGGCAUCGUGCUGGGCACCAACGGCACCUGGGUGGAGGCUGAUCCCGGGCUGCGCGUGGUGCGCGAGGUGUGCCGCAGCCAUGUGCGCAUCGCCGAGGCUGCCACGCGCAAGCCGCCGCCCUUCCUGCGCGGCCGCUACCGCCUGGUGCGCUUCGAGGACCUGGCGCGCGCGCCGCUGCCCGAGAUCCGCGCGCUCUAUGCUUUCGCGGGUUUGCGCCUCACGCAGCCGCUCGAGGCCUGGAUCCACAACGCCACACACGGUCCUGGGCCCGGCGCGCGCCGCGAGGCCUUCAAGACCACGUCCAGGGAUGCGCUCGGUGUCUCUCAGGCCUGGCGCCAUGCGCUGCCCUUCGCCAAGAUUCGCCGUGUGCAGGAGCUGUGCGCAGGUGCGCUGCAGCUGCUGGGCUACCGGCCUGUGGGCUCCGAGGAUGAACAGCGCGACCUCGCUCUGGAUCUGGUGCUGCCGCGCGGCCCGAGCAGCUUCAGCUGGGCCUCGGCCACCACCGCGCACCCCGCGCCCUAGGCGGGGAGCAGAGAUUGGGGCUCCUCCAUAGCAGGAAAGGACUGAGCCCUCAAGCCCCUCCUUUCUUUACUCCCCCUACCCCCCACACACACACAUUAUCUCUCUCCUUCCUUUUUUUCUUUUUCCUCCCAUUCUAUUUUUACUUGAUGGGACAGAGAAAUUUAGAGUGGAGGGAAGGUAGAGGAGAAAGACAGACACCUGCAGCCCUCUUUCACCACUGCAAAGCUACCCCCCCCCCCGAAGGUGGGGAGCGGGGUUUGAACCUGGGCCUUCGCACAUGGUAAUAUGUG
Molecule: messenger RNA, 2362 nt
Organism: Erinaceus europaeus (western European hedgehog)
Lineage: Eukaryota; Metazoa; Chordata; Mammalia; Eulipotyphla; Erinaceidae
Gene: CHST6
Product: carbohydrate sulfotransferase 6
Exons: 3
Coding region: 885-2072 (395 amino acids)
Biological process (GO): carbohydrate metabolic process; N-acetylglucosamine metabolic process; keratan sulfate proteoglycan biosynthetic process
Cellular component (GO): Golgi membrane
Molecular function (GO): N-acetylglucosamine 6-O-sulfotransferase activity
Source: RefSeq, a predicted model, not a curated record